AUGCGCUCUUUGCUUACUGGUAAUCGACUGCAGGACAUUUUCAACGCGGCUGGUGCGAUGGAGCGGAGUGAGCAUGGGUUGGUGGGGGACGGCCACGACACACUGAGCAUUGUUCUUCACACACGUCUGCUUCAUUCCGCCAUUUUUCGUGGUUUUUUUUUCUCUGGGCAGUUGCGGGCCGUGGAGUCGGUUGGUGCGCAAGCGAACCUGAUGUUCUCCUUGUUUGGAGUGACUGGGAGUGAGUCCCAGCAGCGAGUGGAGAGGCGCGUUGUCGAUGUGUUUGAGAGCCUGCAGAGACAGGAAGGAAGGCCGCUUUCUGCAUGCAAAAAUGCUGCGGUGCUGCUUGCUGUGCAGGGUGACGUGUUGGCUGCUGGUGAUGGCGCGUUGCCGUUGAGAUUUGUGGUUCUAGACAUUCGUCCACUUGCGCCGAGUCUUCCCUUCACGUGGCACUUUACGUGGGCCGAGAUAUGUGCGCUGGGGCAGCUUGACACGGCGCCUGGUGUGGGCCACGGAUCGGUUCCGCUCCCUGUUUUCAAAACAACUCGUGUUGCCGUAGCGUCCCUGGAGCCGUACGAUGCACUUUCGAGGGAGGCGUUUCCCGCACUUAAUGGGUACCUUCGUGAGGCCCGCCUGUGGCGUCGAUCAGCUACGGGCUCAACGAGAUUUACCGCUGCUGCUGCUGCUGGCGCCGCUCUUGUGCUUGCCGCCGUGUUUGUGGGAAGACUUUAUUUUGGGUCUCGCCGUGGAUAA
Messenger RNA from Trypanosoma rangeli, 750 nucleotides. RefSeq lists its product as uncharacterized. NCBI's taxonomy places the organism in Eukaryota, Euglenozoa, Kinetoplastea, Trypanosomatida, Trypanosomatidae. The coding region runs from base 1 to 750 and encodes 249 amino acids. The transcript has a single exon. The record is from RefSeq and is a predicted model, not a curated record.